GCUUCUUCUUCCAUGGCGAAACUAGUAGAAGAGAUGAAUCCUGAAGGUUCACGGUACCAGAUUCUUCUCUCAUGUCCUUCUGGGCUCUCUCCGUCUCAGGUCUCGGUGGAUUUCUCGAAAUCUCAUGAUCGGGUUCCUCAUUCCGAUCCUGUUCUGGAGGAUUCUAUUUCUGAGGUUUGGGAUAAGAGAACACAGGGCAAUUCAUCUUUGUUCAAUGGCCAAAAAUUCAGGUAUGGAUCAUAUUGUCUAGAUGGUGAUGGUGGUACCAAUGAAGUGCCACACGUUUGUCUUCGUCUUGGCCUGACAGAUUACAGGACUUUUGUAGGAACAAAUUUGAGUUCUCUGUGGGAGAAGUUCAUUGUUACAUCAGAAGAUGACUCAAUGAGAUGUCGACAUACCUCUAGUCCUUUGGGUAAUGGAGCAGUUAUCGAAACUUCUGACAAGAAGGUUAUCGUGUUACACCGGAGUAAUAAUGUCGGGGAAUUUCCAGGACAUUAUGUAUUCCCUGGGGGCCAUCCAGAGCCAACAGCAGUAGGUAUUGAUUACCAUCAGCCUGAAAUAGAUGUUCAAACCAGCGAGCUUUUGAACAAGAAGGUAACCCAAGAAAUGUUUGACAGCAUUAUCUGUGAGGUUGUCGAAGAAACUGGAAUACCGGCAUCAUCACUUAGCCAGCCUCUCUUCAUCGGUAUAUCUCGCAGAGAGCUGAAUGUAAGACCAGCUAUGUUUUUCUACCUCAAGUGUAGUCAUCAUUCAGAUGACAUUCCAAGGUUAUACUCUGGCGCUGCAGACGGGUUUGAGUCAACACAGCUCCACACAGUCUCAUUGGAUGAGCUGAAGAUGAUGACAUCGAGAAUGCCAGGUUGCCAUCAUGGUGGAUUCGCUCUCUACGAACUGAUGCUUCAACAUCUCAAGAACAUAAAGGAAAGCUCUUUAACGAAGACCUUAAGAGGACAAUACUUGAACUUACACCUAGUUGUGUGAUGGUAUGGUAAUGAUCACAAAUUUUUCUUUUGUUUUUAUGCCAUUAGUAUUAGUAGAGUUUCCAGUAAUUUUUUAUAAUGAACCGCAAUAAUUUGUUAAGUACGUGAUGAUGAGCAACUAUAAUGUAA
Messenger RNA from Capsella rubella, 1109 nucleotides. RefSeq names its product nudix hydrolase 9. Lineage: Eukaryota; Viridiplantae; Streptophyta; Magnoliopsida; Brassicales; Brassicaceae. Gene Ontology annotation, molecular function: GDP-mannose hydrolase activity. The record is from RefSeq and is a predicted model, not a curated record.